ACUCUAGUCGGCCUCGGCUAAUCGAUAGACGCAGUGCUGCUCAGGGAGACGGAGUUGUUCCUCAUACAAGUAGAGAAGCUUUGUAGAUUCUGUUUUGUCGGAGAGCAAAAAGAAAAGUGGAAUUCUCCUUAAGAACCGGCCGUCGUUCCGAUUAUGUGCAAAAAGUUUUGAAAGAGGGAGGAGAAUAGGAUCAAAUCCGCGUGGGGACGAGUUGUGAAGUUAAAGCAGUGACAGUGAGGACUUUGAUGAAGAAGGAGCAGCAAUGAUAGGCCGAUCCGAGACCCUGCUUGCCCUCGCUGCUUGCCUGCUCUGCGGUAAAGUCUUGGCGACAGUCGAACCGCCCACAGAAGAUUUAGUUCCAAGACUUUCCCUACAAAACCUCGAGGCCGGCUACCACGGCUUGGUCAAAGAGAAUGAGACUAUCGUGGAAGUUACGCCCAAAAUCCGAGGCGUCGGAGCAAAGAUAUGCGAUUUUCACAUCGUCAAUAAACACCACGGGGAAGCACCAUUCCAGAUAAUACUAAAAGAAGGCGGAGAAGCUGAGUUGAAGGCGCGAAGAUCCUUGAAUUGUGAGAAAAGAAAGAAUUAUAAAUUCGACAUCGCCGCUGUCUCGUGUUCUGGACAACAAUCAGAAAAUGCGACAGUACAUAUCACAGUUGUUGACAUCAACGAGUACCCACCGGCAUUCUUGGAGCCCUCUUAUGUUUGCCAAGUAGAUGAGGGAAGGCUAUACUCUGAAAUUGUGAGAGUUGAAGCAACAGACCGUGACUGCACACCAAAAUUUGGUGACAUCUGCAAGUAUGAAAUCCUUACUACCGACCAACCCUUUACCAUCGAUAAUGAAGGUACGAUCAGGAACACAGAACCACUUGAUUACGAGAGAAGCCAUAACCAUAUUUUAUCAGUGGUUGCUUACGAUUGUGGAAUGAAACAGUCACAGCCAGUCAUGGUGACAGUUAAAGUGAACAGGAUCUGCAAAGUGGGAUGGAAAGGUAUUGCGGAAAGAGUAGACUAUGUCCCAGGGACAGGAAGGGAAGACCUUUUCCCUGCUGCACAGCUUAAACUUUGUGACAUGCCUUGUAACGUUCACGGAGUUCAAGCAAAACUCUCGCUUGCCACAAAACAUAUUGACAAGGGUUGUGACCGCGACACAUACUCCGUCGCCAGUCAAAGAAAAAUUUGUGGAGCAAGCGCUGAUAGUGUUGAACUGUUGAGUCCGGCCGUACAAGGCCAGUGGAACAAAGGGGUUUCAACCGAUGACGGCCACGAGUCAGACCAAAUUUUUGAGUUUGAUGGAGUGAAUUCCGCUGUCACUGUGCCUAACCAUGUUCUAGACCAUGGCCUAUCGUCAGUUUUCACAAUGUCAACUUGGCUUAAACAUAAGCAUAGGCAAGACCAAGACAAGCAUGCCAAAGAACAUAUCAUUUGUUCUGCUGAUGAUCACAAAAUGAAUCGCCAUCAUUAUGCGUGGUUUGUAAGAAAUUGUAGACUUAUUUUAUUAUUGAGAAGAGACUUUUCUGAAGGCGAUUUGAACAUCUUCAGACCUGCUGAAUGGAGGUGGAAACUUCCCCAGGUUUGUGAUGAUGAAUGGCAUCAUUAUGCCGUUUCUGUCAAAUUCCCAGAAGUCGAUCUUUAUGUAGAUGGUACACUUUUCAAAGCAGAAAAGAAAAACCCUGAAGUGAUCGAUGACUGGCCGUUACACCCAACAAAGGGUAUCAACACGACUCUGACAGUUGGAGCUUGCUGGCAAGGUUCUGAAAACAAAAUGAAGCAUCACCUCCAUGGUUAUUUGGCUGGGCUUUCCGUUCUUCUUAACACAGUUGAAAAGCCAAGUGUUCUCAGCUGCCUACACAAGUGCAAAGAAAGCUUGGACGUACCCCCAAUGGAGCUUCUUGAACCAGGAAUGGAACUUUUGACGAAUAGCGAUCUAACUGAACUGUCCAUUGAGGGCGACAACAAGACAAAUCUUGAAGUGCUUAUAAAGAAAAUAGGGUAUACGAACUCAAGAGAAUUCCCCACUCCUGGAAGGAGGAAUUUACACUUAACCACAACAAUUGUGUGUGAUCAUAGCCGAAUAGUGAAGAUUCCACAUGUUGAGAGCUACGUGAUGGUCCUUCCUCCCCAACAGCCAACGCUGGUUAUUAACGGUUCUGCCAAUCUCGCCAGUGAUUAUCACGACUUUAGGCAAGGAGUGAGGGUUUUCACCGAUUUGCAUAUCACUGUUUCUCCUCCCGGUAGGCCAUGGAAACACGGCGAAUCUACUGGAGCUGUCGAGAAGAAGCUGGAUUCGUGCGUUGUCACGGUGUAUCCGGCAUUGAAUCCAGAUCAUGAAACACUCACCGUACCGCACAACAUGAUCACACAAUUUGGAAUCACAGCUAAACUUAGCAAAGAUGGUGCCACUCUCAGUGGUUCAAAUGUUAUUUAUAAUUAUGAACAGGUUUUAAGACAAAUAGAGUACACAAAUAGAAAACCAGCUUACUAUUUAAAUAGAGUAUUUAAAUUAAUUUGUUCAGAAAUGAAUGGCAGGUUUUUAAGCAAUGAAUAUGUCCAGACUUUAACUGUAAUUCACCCAAGGGCUAGUACUGCAGCUGCAGUAACACAACCCUCCCCAGUGUUAGUUGAACAUGCAACAGCUGUACCAGUAGCUCAUCAAAUGAUCAACCAACAUCAUGUUGAUAUUGGAGGGCCACAUUAUGUUUCCCAGCCGGUGAAUUCUGCCACAAGCCAUGCAGUAACCAUCAUAAUGGUAGUUUGUGUCGGGUUCCUCGUGGUAAUGAUUAUACUCGGUGUUGUGAGGAUACGAGCCGCUCAUCAACGACAAACCCAGGAGGAAUUGAAUGAUGCAGAAAUGGCCUGGGAUGAUUCGGCGCUAAACAUAACAGUCAAUCCUAUGGAAGAGGCUGAAGAGCGAGGGGGUAAGGGCGAAUUGAGGGAAGAUGAUUCAUCUGAUGACAACUCGAGCUACAGAGAUGAUGAAGAUGUUGAUUCAUCUGAUGAAGAGGAAGGUGCCAUUACUGUUGGGAAGCUUAAAGACCUGGAAUGGGACAAUUCGACUCUAGCCUAAUUCCAGCUUUAAAUCUUCCCAAACUCACCCAGGACACUUAUGCAGGGAAUUCACACUCCCCUACUCUCCCUUUCACUCUUUCAGUAUGUCUGUCAUGUAUCCUACGUUAAGUUUUUUUGUUUUUUAAUAACCAAUAUAAAUUCGGCAAUUUUAUGUUAGUAUGGUUUGUUUGUCAUUUCAUUAUUAAAUGUUUCCGAGCACACAAGUAGUGGGGUGAGCGAAGGGAGAGUGGGCCUACAAUAUAAAAAAAAAACCAACCUGUGUUUUCUUAUAACUACACAGAAAAGAGAGGAAAAUGUCUCUGUCCUAGAGAAAUACAACCAGAAUAUUCCCUCAUGCACCUUUUGUAAAGUAAGGAGUGAAAUUUAGCGACCAAAUUACCCUGUAAGCUUUAUUGAAGUUUUGCCAGCUUUUAUGCAUUACUUAAUUUUAUUGCAGCAACAUUAUAAUUGUUUAAGGAAGUAAUUACCUUUGUUUGUGUUCAGUAUUACCACAUCAGUGUGUGUCUUGUGGGUUAAGUCUACUUUUUAUCCUUCUGUGGUCCCCACUUUGCCUCGAAAUUUCAAAAAGGAAACAUAAAUUGAAUGUUUGUUCAUUUUAAACUCACUCUCACUCUGUUGAUCGCAGGGAGUCGCUGUGCCCAAGCAGGGUCCUUGUACUUAAUUUUCAUCCAUCCAGCUGUCCUUUGCGGACAUUAGUCUAAUGUAUCCACUAUGUAUUUAAAAUAUUAACAUAUAAAAACAAUUAUAUGUAUAGUUAAGAUUUUUUUAUUUUAUAUAUUGAGCCUUGUUCAAUGCUGAUAAUGUGCAAUUUGUUUUUAAGAAAUAAUUGUCUUGUUUCCACCAACAAAAUGCUGAUUUAGAUUUUAGGACAAUAUAAUUAUAGUAUUAUUAUAAUUAGAAGUGCCAUUUUUAUUUUACUGUUAAGCGCUUUUUUUUUCUUUUUUUUGGAGGGGGGUUAUACAUUUAUUAAAGUUCUCAUUCUUCAGUUACAUUAUUGAUAAUUAACAUCAUUUCUGUUAGAGUUUAAAUUAGAAUAACAAAAACAUUCAACUAGUUUCAAUUAGAAGUAGAAACUAACACCUCGGCGGUGAACUGCACAUAUUAAAAAAAAAUAUGUGUCAUUAUUUUGGAAUAUUUUUAAUUUCAAUGUAGAUAUUUUGAUAAGUCGACGUACAGAUGGAACACGUGUAAAUUUAAAUAACUAAGAAAAAAAGGGUGGGGAAAGUGAAAGAUAUCGAGACCUCACAGUUAACAUCGCCAUCGAGCCCUUUGUUUGUACUCUCACAGAAGAUUAAAAAUAUAUGGGGAUAUUUUUAAAAAGGACAAUAAUAGCUGUUAUAAUAUAUUUAUGUAAUUUGCAGCACAUUAUUCAUUCUCAUGCACGAUGGCUAAUAAGUAAGUAGUGAGGUUAGUUGCCGAUGAUGGAAAAUCGCUAUAUUUCUCCUGAAUUCCCCGACCUUUUUUUACAUUUUCAAUACCUCUUUUGAAACGAUUCAUUUGAUCAUUAUACAAAAAGAAAGUAAAAACUUUAUACAAUAUAUUUAAAAAGUGUUGUAAAUUUCUGUUUUCGUCCAAAAAUCUUGUUGCAGCUUUUUAUUUUUAUAUAUAAUAUCACAACUUCUAGUGUGAAGACAUAUAUUUUUAUGCAUAUCAUGAUGAUGUAGCUUAAAAUCUCUUAGUAGUUGUUUGUGGAUGUCGGUUCUUUAACUUCCUAUACGUUUGUUUGGUUUUUAAUUUGGAAUUUUUUAAAUGGAAAAAAAUACAUUCCAACGUUUUCUUUUAAUUUUGUAAAAAGUUUUAUCCUUUACUUUUUCACUUCUAAUAUUAAUUUUUAAGUAAAAUUGAGAAAGUACACAUUAAAAGUGUCUCGACUCAAUUAUAUAUAUCAUAUAAAUAUAUUUGCAUAUUUUUAUUUGUUUAUUGAGUUUUUUAACGAAAAAAAAAUUCAAAUACGUUUUAACAAAUUUAAAAUGAAUGUGGUAUGUAGGAAACUAGUAUACUUUAAGCAUUGAAUCAUAGUGAUCCAUUUCAUAUAGUGACUUAUGUAAAAAGAAAAAAAAAUAAGUAUCAAGAUCCCAGCAUUUUGUUUCAGUACAGACACACACAAAUUCAUACACGUAUUAUUUCUUAUUUUAUUUUUUUACACAUCAAAUAAUCGACGCCUGCAAAAAAUUAAUUACCCGCAAUUAUAAAAAUUUACAAAAAAAAUGUGUAAAAUUAAUUAAAAAGACAAAAAAAAUUUUUUUUUGGAAACAAAAAUGCUUUUUAUCUAAACAAUUACAACAGGAUAACUAAAAUCCCGGUGUAGGUACAUUUAACUGAUAAGAAAGAGUAAGUUUCUGUUUUAUGUAUAUAAAUAUAUUUAUAUAAUGUAAACGUUAUACCAGAAAUGGUAUACCUGUCCAUCGCACAGAACACGUUGUACUUGCAGUAAUUAAUAUAUGUAAUAGUUAUUUGAUGUAUUCACAUUAUUGUUGUUCAAUAAAAUAAAACCUACACCUUUUAAACUG
Messenger RNA from Cimex lectularius (bed bug), 5579 nucleotides. RefSeq names its product calsyntenin-1 (gene Cals). Gene Ontology annotation, biological process: positive regulation of synaptic transmission; positive regulation of synapse assembly; homophilic cell-cell adhesion. The record is from RefSeq and is a predicted model, not a curated record. The coding region runs from base 263 to 3067 and encodes 934 amino acids. Lineage: Eukaryota; Metazoa; Arthropoda; Insecta; Hemiptera; Cimicidae. The transcript is spliced from 17 exons. Gene Ontology annotation, cellular component: postsynaptic membrane; cell surface. Gene Ontology annotation, molecular function: calcium ion binding; amyloid-beta binding; kinesin binding.